Raphanus sativus (radish) is the source of this 1699-nucleotide messenger RNA. Its product is annotated as MAR-binding filament-like protein 1. Bases 1 to 1443 code for a protein of 480 amino acids. The transcript is spliced from 5 exons. NCBI's taxonomy places the organism in Eukaryota, Viridiplantae, Streptophyta, Magnoliopsida, Brassicales, Brassicaceae. The record is from RefSeq and is a predicted model, not a curated record.
AUGGACUUAACACAUAUAUGUAUUCGAUUUUUUUCUUCUUUUUUUUUCAAAAAAAAAGUACAUGUAUUCGAUACUAAUUGUUCUUAUUCUCCGUCGCAGUUCCUCGUGCUUCUUUGCUCUAGCAAUAUCUCCAAAUUCAAGAGUCGCCGACGACUACCACCUUAUGCUUCUCUACGUCGUCAAGAUGCAAACGAAGACAGUGCUUCCUUUAAGAGAAGAGCUUUUGUUCUUGUUGGCAUCUCCGUUGUUCUUCCGCUUUUGCAGUUUCCAUCGCGUGUAAUGGCUGAUCAAAGAGAUAGUGAGAAGCUUAAUCAAGAAGCUGAGGUUGCAGCAGUUAGUGAAGGAGCAUCCCCAAAUCCAUUUGUGUCUCUCUUAAAUGGUCUUGGGAUUUUCAGUGCUGGUGUUCUUGGUGCACUCUAUGCACUCGCUCGUAAAGAUACUAAAACUGCUCUAGAAACCAUCGACUCUCUAAAUAACCAGUUGAAAGACAGAGAAAGAGCAUUGGUUACCAAGGAGAAAGACUUUGAAGCAAGACUGCAACUUCAUCAGCAAGAGUGGAACAAGGAACGAAAAAAGUCACAAGAGGAACAACUCUCAUUGACCAGCCAGUUGAAUUCUGCAAAAGAUGUGGUGACAGGGCUAGGCCGAGAGCUAAGCAGCGAGAAGAAACUACGUGAGGAUCUUAGUGCUCGAAUAGGAAGUCUACAAAGUAAUCUUUCAAAGGCUGGUGAAGACAAAAGGGCACUUGAAACAAGGCUCAGAGAAAAGCUUGCUUUGGUUGAGGUGUUGCAAGAUCGAAUCAGCUUGCUUAGUUUGGAGUUGAAAGAUAAAAAAGAAGAAGCUCAACGCAUUAGUACAUCACUGGCUGAAAAAGAAGCAGAACUGAAGAAACUCAACUCUGCUUACACUCAAACUAGCCGAGAUCUUGCUGAAGCAAUGUUAGAAACCAAGAAGCUUAAGGAAGAAGUCACAAGAACUCAGACUGAACUGGACUCAAAGAGUUCUGCCAUUGAGGAGUUAAACACCAGAAUAAGCACUUUAGGGGCUGAGAAAAAGAGUUACAUCCAAAAGAUUGAUCAUGUUUCAAAAGACUACAGUGCUUUGCAGUUGACUUCUGAGAUGCAUUCAGCUGCAGAUGCGGAGGUCAUUAGCAGGAGAGAGGAGGAGAUUCAGCAGCUAAAGGAAAAGCUGGAUCAUGCGCUAAUGGAUGUAAAUGAGAAUAAAGACAAAGUUGCUGACCUUACUGAGAAGUACGAAGACUCUAAGAGGAUGCUGGAUAUAGAACUCACUAAUGUACAGAACUUGAAACAUGAACUUGAACGAACAAAGGAAACACUCCAGGCGUCGAGAGAUUGUGUCUCUGACCUGGAAAAGCUUCUUGAUGUGUCUAGAGCUUUGUGUUCAAAGUUUGAAUCAGAGGUUUCUGUAAUUCGAGAAGAGUGAUGAUAAGGUUACUGCAAAGAAAGUUGUCAGAAGAAGAAAGAGCAGUACUAGUUCUUGAGGAGACAAAGGUUAUGAUGACCAGAGCUUGCUCCAGUUAUUAUACAAAUCCGUGUAAAUUUUGACUAGAGGCAAAUGGCUCCAAAGUUUCAUCAAUGAUAAUAGGUAAUAUAGAGUGAGAAGAUUAUCAGGAAAUUCAUGUCUGAAAUUAUGAUUUGUUAUAUAGAUAAGUUAAAGAUGAAGUAACAUUUAUUACACA